CCAAUACAACCUCCAGUCAUACCAUAUACUUACUUACGAAUUGUAACUGACCUGAUGAAAUUUUAAUUUCGAGGAAGCUUCUGCUAGGGCUCCGCUGUGCUCUUCACGAAGCAGCCGUCGCUAGCCCGCCAUGUUCAACGCGCUAUUUGCUGAGGAGGCAGGCCACGCGGCCCCAGAGAGCAAGACCGAUGAUGGAGCGGAGGCAGGUGUUGGUGCCAGCACCUCGACAGGGGCAAACCAGUGGAACCUGUGGAGCGUCGCCACGGCAGUCACAAAUACAGUGAAAGCUCGCGCGGAUGAGCUGGUGAAGAGCGUGGUGGACACGGACUGGAAGAGCGAGUUGAGCACGUUCAGCCGCGAGGUCGGCGAGGAGUCCAAAACGCUCAAGGAGAAGACGGCGGAGCUGGUGGAGCAUCUGCCCGAGCAGGUGGUUCACCUGCCCGAGAAGGCUGAGGAGGUGCUUCAGUCGGCCACGGGGCAGGUGCAGCUGCCCAAGGAUGUGGGUCAGACGCUGGGCGGCGUGAGCGCGGCGCUGUCGGAGUUCGGCAAGACGCUGCUUAUGGGCACGCGUGAACUAAUUGACGAGCUGCGCGAAGGUGUGGACACGGAGAUUGCGGCGGCCUCGCGCGAGGGCAAGCGCGCCGGCCGGAGCAAGGCCGCCGCCACCAGUGCGGCCAAGCUGUCGGGCGUGCAGGCCAAAUACAACCGCUUCGAUGCCGAGGUGGCGGCCAUGCAGCGCGACAGCAGCACCUACUGCGACGAGCCGGAGGACGGCGAGGACUACGGCCGUUGGCGGGCGGGCUGGCGGCUGGAGGCGGUGGCGGCGGACAUUGCGCGCAUCACCGGCGAGAACGCGUUCAUGGCGGAGCUGCAGUCGCGGUUGGUGCCCAUCAUUGUGGAGCACGAGGACUUCUGGAGCCGCUACUUCUACAGGCUGCACAAACUGCAGCAGAAGGAGGAGCAGCGGCAGCAGCUGGCGGCGCGUGCCAAGACCCUGCAGGAGGACGAUGUGCCUCUGGGCUGGGGCGACGAGGACGAGGCGCCCGCCGCGCCCGCACCAGCAGCCGCUGACGCGGCCGCAGAGCAGGGCGGCGCCGCUGCUGCCGCUGCCCCAGCGGCGGUGGCCGCUUCGGCCAAGGAGGCUAAUCCGGCCAGCAGCAGCAGGGCGAAGAAAGCUGCCUCUUCGGAGGUGCCUGUGCCCCUGCCGCCGUCAGCCGAGCCGGCGGUGCCGGCCCCGGCUUCCACGUCAGCUUCUCCUGCUGCCGACCUCGCGGCGGCGCCCGCAACUGCACCGGCAGUGCCUGCACCCGCAGCUGCGCUGGCGCCCGCGGAGUCGCCCGCGACGCCGGAGGAGCGCAGCCCCAGCAAGGCCGAGGCGGAGCCGGCCGCCGGCUCCGACAGCGCGGUGCAGAGCGGUGGCGGCGCCAGCAGCAGCACCGUGGAGCACGUGGACGCGGACGGGGCGCACCUGGAGUCGGAGCCGCACGCGGAGACCGCCAGCGACAGCAGCACACGUGACUACGUCGUGGUCAGCUCUGAAUCCAAGCCCGCGGCGGCAGGUCCAAGCAGCACCGGCGGCGCAGGUACGCCGCCGGCGUCGGGCACGCCGGCAAAGAGCGUGGGGGGAGCGCCGGACUCGCCGCAGCUACCGGGUGGGGGCGCAGCGGGCCCGAGCCCGGAGUGGGACGACAGCCCCGCGCGCCAGGCCCCGGCAGCUUUGGCGCCGGCCGCGAAGGCAACUGCGGAUUCAGAUGACGAGGGCGAGUCUGCAAAGCCGGCGUCCACUUCCUUGGGUGCGGCGGCAGCUGCCAGCGGCAAGGAGGCCACGGCAAGUUCUGCGGCUGUGGCCAAACCAGCAGCCGCGGCUGGGCCGAAGGCCGGUCCUACAGGCGGCAAGGAUGAAGAGGAGGUGGACGAGGAUUGGGGCAACUGGGACUGAGCCCUCCGUGUGCGGAUGCUGUGGUAUACGUGGUAUCGUGCGAUGCAUGGGGAGGUCGGCCGCAUAAUUGGUGAUGAGUAUCAGGAGUGCGCACCGCCAUGGCCCUGGUGACGAAGCAGGUCGCAUCAUUGUUGGCCCAGAGCGUUGGGGCGCGUUGCAGUGAGGGCGGAGGGAAGUUGCAGCAGUUGCAAAAGCGCCGUAAAUAGGCCUUAGGGGCGGUCGCAGCCUGCGAGCCGCCUUGUACCAUCACACCCCAGCGGUGACCCUAGGCAGAGAGUUGCAAUGCAGGUUGGCUACGAGGGAUGAGCGGAAGCGCAGCCGGGUGUAGGGCAUUGUGGUAGCUGCGUGGCACGCGAGCGAGGCGCAAGUGCUGCAUGGUACAGUAAGAUGUACGCUUCACCAGACCCGGAACGUCCGGUGCGAUCCCAGUUCCCAGCGGUGACAAGAGUAAGGGCCGUCGCGCUUGCGUAGCGUGGCUUUGCGUCUUCCCUGCAUUACGUGAAGGCCUCAGACCAGCGGAAAUCUAUGUGAUGGCUGUGAUGGCACACUAGUGAAUGCAGGAUUGGCGGCUGAGUGGUCGAUUUCUCUUUGGUGCGUGUCAGGGGUGAUGCGUGUGCACAGGCCGUGUAAACUAUGGUUUC
Chlamydomonas reinhardtii is the source of this 2580-nucleotide messenger RNA. RefSeq lists its product as uncharacterized. Bases 131 to 1939 code for a protein of 602 amino acids. NCBI's taxonomy places the organism in Eukaryota, Viridiplantae, Chlorophyta, Chlorophyceae, Chlamydomonadales, Chlamydomonadaceae. Gene Ontology annotation, cellular component: cytoplasm. The transcript has 7 exons. The record is from RefSeq and is a predicted model, not a curated record.